AUGGAAAGCGACAAUUACAUCACUAGCGCUCAGCGCAAAUGUCUCCUCCUUUCUCUCCCUCUCGAACUGCGUUGUAAGAUCUACAUCAAGGUCUUCGAGGGUUCCGAGUUCAUCUACGUCUCCUUUUACAGCUACAACCACAACCCUGUCCGUCCCGAGGGCUUCAACGCGACCCCAGAGCACAGCAUCCUCCUCACCUGCCGCCAAAUCUACGAGGAGGCCCGCUCCAUGUACUGGGCCGAGUCCCUCGUCGACUCUGGUGGCCAGAGCAUCGACGUCAUGUCUCGCUUGCUGGACCCCUUUGCCAAGGCGCACGUUGGACACCUGAGAGGCGUUUUGGGCGACGUACGUCGCGAUCCACGACCUGACCGUUUCCUUGUCGAGUUCCCGCGCCUCAAGACGAUUCGACUGUCCAACGCCUUUGUGACGCAUUUCACGCAUGAAAAGUUCGUUUCCAUCACCAGCAACGAGGAGUCUAUCAUCGCCCACAUCCAGCGCAGAAUGAUACGUCUGGGUCUGGACAAGUUCAGUGGGGAUGAGAAGUCCCGCCAUGGUGUACAAUUCCUGGUGGGUGCCGUCUUCAUAGGUUGCCGCACCACCAGCAACGGUUCUCUUGUAAUCCCGUACCCUAAGCACAAGCACUGCUUCUACAACAUCACAACUGGAAAGCUCUUCACCAUCGACUUUGAUCACCGCGACGGAAUGUUCGAUAAACACGAGGACAACCUCGAUGCUUCGAACUUCGAACACGUCUUGAGUGGACGGUAUCUCCGCGGCACCAUUUGA
This is a messenger RNA of Colletotrichum orchidophilum, 786 nucleotides long. RefSeq lists its product as uncharacterized. Bases 1 to 786 code for a protein of 261 amino acids. NCBI's taxonomy places the organism in Eukaryota, Fungi, Ascomycota, Sordariomycetes, Glomerellales, Glomerellaceae. The transcript has 2 exons. The record is from RefSeq and is a predicted model, not a curated record.